AUGGCUAUAGCUUUGUGGUUUUAUGAUGCAUGUAUUCCAAUGAAUGCUUUUAAUUCUCCUUAUUAUCAACAAGCAAUCGGAAAAAUAGCAAGUAUGGGUCAUGGUUAUCAAGGACCUAGUUAUCAUGCUUUAAGAGUAAAUUUGUUGAAAGAUGCAAAGAAACAAGUUGAAUUAAUUGUUGAAAAUUUGCGUAGUAAAUGGGCUGAAUUUGGUUGCACAAUUAUGGGUGACGGUUGGAAGGAUAAUAGACAAAGAAGUUUAAUCAAUUUUCUGGUCUAUUGUCCUAGUGGGAUUUCAUUUAUCAAAUCUGUUGAUGCUUCAGAUUUUGAGUCUAAUGCUGAAUAUUUGUGUAAUCUGUUUUCUGAAAUUGUUGAAAUUGUUGGACCUAGUAAUGUUGUUCAUAUGGUCACAGACAAUGCAAGUAAUUAUAAAGCUGCUGACCGGUUACUUUCUGAAAAAUAUCCGACAAUUAGUUGGUCUCCUUGUGCAGCACAUUGUUUGAAUUUAAUUAUGAAAGAUAUUGGAAAAAUGACUCAUGUGAAAAAUAUCAUUACUCUUGCUUCAAGAGUCACUGUGUAUGUUUAUAAUCGAAAGUGGAUUCUUAGUUGGUUAAGAAAAAGGCCUGGUUGGAGAGAGAUUCUUCAUCCUGCUGAAACUCGAUUUGGUACUAAUUUUAUUGUUUUGAAAAAUCUUCAUGAUUUGAAACAGCAUUUUGAGGCUUUAGUGACUUCUAGUGUAUACAAGAGAGAGUUGAAAAAUGAAAAAGGAAAAGAAGUCAAACAAAUUGUUCUUGAUGGCAAGUUUUGGAAUAAUUCUUUGAUUAUUGUGAGAAUUAUGGGUCCAAUUAUGCGCUUGUUGCGUAUUUGUGAUUCCGAUGAAAAACCUUCAUUGGGUUAUGUAUAUGAAGGCAUGUGGAGAGUUGUUAAUGGUAUUAAAGAGCUGCUUUCAUAUAAAAAGAGGUCUUAUGAUCCUGUGGAUUAUGAAACUAUUGAUAAAGUUGAAUUUUGGAUAGUUGAUGAGGAACAAGAAGGAGAGCUUGAUUAUGAUGAGUUAGAAGAAAUGACUGAAGAAGAAUUUCCCAAAAUUGGUGAAGAUGGACCCUCUCAAUCAAGUAAGAAAGACACAAAUAUUGUGCAACUUGAUGAUGAGAAUGAUCUUGAUGAUAUCAACUUGGAAAGUUAUGAAAUUGGAGAUAAGGAUGAUGAAGAUGAAGAUGAAGAUGAAGAAUGGCUUAGAUAA
Messenger RNA from Coffea eugenioides, 1239 nucleotides. RefSeq lists its product as uncharacterized. The transcript has 3 exons. The coding region runs from base 1 to 1239 and encodes 412 amino acids. The record is from RefSeq and is a predicted model, not a curated record. NCBI's taxonomy places the organism in Eukaryota, Viridiplantae, Streptophyta, Magnoliopsida, Gentianales, Rubiaceae.